Messenger RNA from Folsomia candida, 1983 nucleotides. RefSeq lists its product as uncharacterized. The transcript has a single exon. Lineage: Eukaryota; Metazoa; Arthropoda; Collembola; Entomobryomorpha; Isotomidae. The record is from RefSeq and is a predicted model, not a curated record. The coding region runs from base 1 to 1983 and encodes 660 amino acids.
AUGUUUUCAAAGUUCACGGACAAACAUACCAUAGAACUUCACACAUUGAACCCAUUGAUGAUUCAACCCCUCAGUUCGCACAACUUUACGUGUUUGAUAGUACCCACAAACAUCCGCCAAAACCACCCAGCCAACGAAAGCUGUGACCCUAUCAUCUUGGAUCAAAUUGAUCGUCUAUUUAGACAGCACAAUAUUAUUGCAAGAAGUUAUCAUAUGAUGCGAGAGAUUGAAGCUGAGGAAAGUCGUCAAGCAAUUCAACGAGGAGAUGACAUCCCUGUGGUCAUUAUGGCAUUUAGAAGAGAUAGGCGGCUGGACCAAAGGGUAUACAACGAACCAAGAUCAAACGAAGUUGCCAUGGUUUUUGUGAAUGAUGACGGAGAACCACCCUUCGAGCGUGACAUCAGAAUUUACCCCCGGAAUCCACAAGAACCUGAUCAACCUUUUAUCAACAUCAAUAUCCUCAGCCCAAAUCUGGACCCAAUGACGUAUGCAAUUUUGUUUCUGUAUGGAGAGCCGGGUUGGCAACCACGGUGGGAGUGUGAAUCAUAUGACGGGGCGCACCGGAAUCCAGCAAGAAACAAUGUUAGCAUGCUUCAAUAUAAGGCUGCCCUGACUGCUAUUCGUGGAGAAUUUAACCCUAUUAUGAGUGCAGGGAAAUUGACUCAACAGUGGUUAGUUGAUUCGUACCUCCAAGUGGAAGCCAAUAACCUUAAUUUUGCCAGAUUUCAACAAAACAAACUGCGGGCGGAAUUGUACCAAGGAUUAGUCGAUCAUAUUGCCAAUUUAGCAAACAACGCUAACGUGCCCGCUGGAGUUGCAACCAUCCUGCCAUCAAGUUUUGAAGGAUCACCAAGAAAUAUGGCAGAGAGAUGCAAGGACGCUAUGGCGAUUUUUGCAAAAUGGGGAGCUCAUGAUCUCUUUAUAACUUUUACGGCAAAUCCAACUUGGCCUGAGAUAGUAGAAAACUUGAAUUCGUGGGAACAAGUAUCUGAUCGUCCGGAUUUGGUUGCUAGAAUUUUCAAAAUCAAGUUAAAAGCCUUACUGGAUGAUGUUACAGUCCAUGGAAUCUUUGGGAAAUCUAUUGCACAUGCAUAUACAAUAGAGUUUCAGAAACGUGGACUCCCCCAUGCUCAUAUUUUGGUGACAUUACAAUCCGAAGCAAAGUUCACCUGCGGGGAGCAUAUUGACCAAUUUGUACGAGCAGAGAUUCCAGAUCCAAUAGAAAAUCCUCGGCUUCAUCAGAUCGUUAGCAGGUGUAUGUUACAUGGACCUUGCGGCAAUCUAAAACCUAAUGCCUCUUGCAUGGAAGACGGAGAAUGUAAGAAAAAGUUUCCCAAAGACUUCAACGAUGUAACUAAGUCAAACAACAAAGGCUACCCCACCUACCGUCGUCGGAGGGGGAUAACAGUUCAGGUCAGGGGAUCUACAAUGGACAACAGAUAUGUAGUAUCCUAUAGCCCAUAUUUGCUUCUAAAAUACAAUGCCCACAUCAAUGUUGAAGUUUGUACGUCGCUGCUGGCCGUCAAACAUAUUUACAAAUACAUUUACAAAGGAUUUGACUGUGCGUGCAUAAGAAUAACUUCGGACGGUCAGCAACAACUACAGUACAACGAAAUUGACAAUUAUAUAAACGGUCGCUACCUUAGUGCACCAGAAGCAAUAUGGAGACUGUUGGAGUUUAAAAUGCACGACCGAUCCCAUGCUGUUAUGAAACUGCCAUUUCAUCUUCCAAACCAACAAAGAAUACAAUUUGAAGAAGGUCGAGAAGAGGAGGCGCUGAUGGCUGCUGAAGCUGGCCGGACAAAAUUGGAAUCUUGGUUUCAUCUUAAUUCUACAGAUCAUGAUGCCCAACAGUAUUUGUAUACCGAAAUUCCUCACCACUACGUAUACGUGAAAGGAAAUUGGGAAAAACGACAACGUUUUGCUAUAUCUGCUGUUUUUGCAAUCCGGCUAAGCCUUUGGACUUAUGGAGCAAGUUUAUAG